CCUAGCACAGCGACCGAGGGGGCUGGGGAAGCCUGCAGUGUCACCGUGGAAAGGAACUGAAGGAUUCUCCUGCUCAAGCCACCAACUUUUCCUCAGUACUGAAGUCCAACCUGCUGAAUUUCCAUCGCAGGAGCCACAGAGGAGAGUGCCACGGGGACGUCAUUAGAUAGCCGGGCGAGUUUGGUGCAGACAGCCGUGUUUUAGCAGGUAAACUGGGUUCUAAGGUGCGCGCUGAGCCGCCUAUGAUACCAACCACACGGAUGGAAAGAACUUUGAUGUUCAACCCUCACAGAGUUUUACAACGGAGGCUGAGAGUAGAGACAGAUUGGCAGUUUAUAUUAUAAUUCAACAGAGGUUAGAGGUGAAGAUCACACGUGCCGAUAGCAGUUUGCCCAGUAUUACAUCAGAGUAGGGACAAAUAGCAGGCAGCCAAAAGGUAAAGUUUUAGGGAAACGAUCAGGCAUCCUCAUGAAGAUGUCCAGAGAGGAGCAGAGCUUGUCAGAUGUCGAGCUCAGUCCCAGCAUGUCGGACGACAGUCGCUCCCGAUCGCCUGAUCAUUCCUCUGGUGCUGGUGGGGAUGAGUCGCCCCUCCACAGGCAGCAGCUGCUGGCAGUUCUAGACAGCGGCGCGAGGGGUCAUCCCUCCGGUAAAUCUGACGAUGAGGAUGAGCGCUUCCCAGCGGGUAUCCGUAAGGCGGUCAGUCAGGUGCUCAACUGCUACGACUGGACACUCGUGCCCAUGCCCGUGCGUGUCAACAGCGGGACCAAGAGCAAGCCACACGUCAAGAGACCGAUGAACGCCUUCAUGGUCUGGGCGCAGGCAGCACGGAGGAAACUGGCAGACCAACACCCGCACCUGCACAACGCCGAGCUCAGCAAGACCCUGGGGAAGCUUUGGAGGCUUCUUAAUGAGAGUGAUAAGCGACCCUUCAUCGAGGAGGCAGAGAGGUUGAGAAAGCAACACAAGAAAGACUACCCUGACUACAAAUACCAGCCUCGACGCCGCAAAAACGGAAAGACCGGAUCCGGGUCAGGAAGUGACGCAGACGGCCAUUUGGAGGGUGAGAUCAGGCAUAGACAAUCCAUCUACAAGGGCCUCCAUCUGGAUGUGGUCCACACUGGGGGAGCUGGGUCCCCUCUGGCAGACGGGCAUCACCCCCCUGCUGCAAUUGGGCUGCCGGCUCCCUCGGCCCACCUCAUGAGUCACAGCCACAGUCCUCCUACACCCCCAACCACACCCAAGACAGAACUUCAGUCUGGGAGGGCAGGGGAUGGAAAGAGGGAGGCUUUGGGGAACGGGGUCUCCCGUGGCCCAAUGGGAGCAGAGGGCUGUUCAGGUGCCGCAGGGUCUGGAAAGCCUCACAUCGACUUUGGCAAUGUGGACAUCGGUGAGAUAAGCAACGACGUGAUGGCCACGAUGGAGCCUUUUGAUGUCAAUGAGUUUGACCAGUACCUUCCCCCUAAUGGCCAUCCAGGGAUCGGGCAGAGUGCCGGCUCAAGAGCAGCGACGCCCAUAACUACCGCAUCUCAAUAUACCUAUGGCAUCUCCUCAGCUCUGGCAGCGGCCAGUGGACACUCUGCAGCCUGGCUCUCCAAGCAGCAGCCGCAACAACAUCACGGCUCCCCUCUGAGCUCAGACCUGUCCAAGACGCAGAUUAAGAGCGAGGCCGGAGGCGCAAGCGCUCACUUUUCAGAAUCAGCCACAGGCGGUUCCCACGUUACCUACACCCCUCUAAGCCUCCCUCACUACAGCGCCGCCUUCCCCUCACUUGCAGCCAGAGCUCAGUUUGCAGAGUAUGCCGACCAGCAGGCCUCGGGGUCCUACUACACUCACUCGAGCCAGGCAACAGGCCUGUACUCUGCAUUCUCCUACAUGGGGCCCACCCAGAGGCCCCUGUACACUGCAAUCGCUGACCCAUCCAGUGUACCACAGUCACACAGCCCCACACACUGGGAGCAGCCUGUCUACACUACUCUGUCGCGACCAUGACAGAUAACGAGAACAGAGAGCGCCGGUGCUGGCCCAGCCCCCAUGCCCGACCCAAGGAGCAGCAGUGGUUUUGGGGAGAACGGUCUGGGCCCAGGGGAGUGGGCUGGCACCGGGGGAGUCUGCUGGGGAGACAGGUGGGAAGAAACCCUGCACUGUCCUCACCCAGAUGCAGAAAUGCUGUCACAUCUCAAGGCUGAGUUUGGAGCGUGAGGCUUUUGAAGCAUUCAUUGAUUAUUUGGUGCGUACAGUCCAGUAGUGAAAAAUGAUUGUCUUGGCACUACACUCAAGUUGCAGAUUAGGUUUGCAGCAACUAAACAUCUACUACCGCUCCAAACAACACAUUUUGAUGGAGAAUUAUGUCCCUGUCAGGAUGGUGACUCCCUGCGUGGAUGUGAGGUGGUAGAAUCAGGUCAUCAUGGUUCACGCUAAUAUUUCACAAAUUCUAAAGCGACAAAGAAUGAAAAGGUAUUACACCUUGACCAAUCAUUCAGAGCCGUCUUUCGCUGGCCCAUUCAUAUCUCAGGCAGAAUUCACGUUAUAUCAAAGAGGUAUAUAUUAGCUAAUGUUCACUUUUGUUCAGUAAGUCAAUAUGCUAACAUGGUAUUUUGCGGACAUUUGUUCCUGUUAUACUGCUUUCUUCAUAUUUCUUUCCAUUUUGUGUGGUUUACUUCAAUAAUGAACACGGGAAGUGGUUGCCAUGAAGUUUUUUGUCGUUUUGAUUUGAGAAGUAAAACCACAACCCUCCUGAGGAUAAGUGGCUUGGAAAAUGGGAAAGGAAAGUAAAACUUGCAUUAGUUGUUCAUUACAUAUGCUAUAUUUGUAAAAUUGCCAAAGUAUUAAUAACAAAACUGUGUAAAUAUGUAUCAAAGAAACUGCCAUAAUAACGGUUUCUCCCAAUGUGACAUUCCAAGCUACCUGACUUAUUACCUAAAAAACGUAGAAUAGGUUACUGCAAAUUUGAUACUUAAAACGUAAUCAUGUCCGAAAGAUUCUUAUUUUACACGAACAGUGAUGAAUAGUUUUAGAUAGUAUUUGACGGAUUCAUGAACCGCCUUCAUGGCAAGAAAACAAAAACAAAACGAAAAAAAAAGACUUUCUCCAAUACUUUGUUACAUGCAUUGCUUACUUGUUUUCAUCAUUUUGAGUUUUAAUACUGCUCUGCCUUUAUCUCCACUGAAAGUCUUUUCCACUGUGAAAUGUGACAAGCUCGCGCACCAGUUCUGACGGAUGCCAAUUUUGACCAAACAUUACCGCAUCCAGAAAUAGAACGGCGUUCACAAAGAUGUAUUUUCACAGAGCUUGACAUUUAAUAGUCAUUGUGCCUUAUCCUUUAUUUUUGCUUUAAACACAUUACAUUCAAAAGUUACACCUUGUUAUUCUGUAGUCACACUUUUCUUUAAUCGCCCUCAUUAUUGUACAGAGGAUGUAUUCCAUAUUUUCUGUCCGCAUCUCCCAAGUGUACUUUUAUAUUCACUUGUAAAAUGCAAACGUAUGGAAUGGCUUUGUUUCACAUAUGUAUCAAAAUACUGUUCUAUAUCACUCUAAAUACACUCUUUCUUUUAUCCCAUCGCAUGCUCUUUUAAUCAUUGGAAGUCUGUGUGCGCCACCGUCGCUUUCUCAAACAUUUGUUGACCUUUUUUAUGGAAGUGCUGAAAUCUUUUUCCAUACGUUUAACUGUCAUCGUAAUUUGACGGUUGAUAUGUUCCAGUUGUGUGUGACGGUUACUUGCAAAGCAAGGCAACUUUGAAACUACGGCAAAAGAGAAAGUUCAGCCAACAAUGUAAGGAUGAUUAUGAUUAUAUUUGCACUCAUUUGGAAUAAAACUUUGCUUUACAAGAAUUCAAAGCCUUUUGUUCUUGCCCCCCUUCCAUUGCAAAACAUUCAUACACAUAUUAAUCAAACCCAAAUUCCAGUGACCGGAUCCAGCACACCACAUGAUUUUAUGUGGCCCACUUAAGUAAAUAGUGUGUCUUCUCAAUGUGUCUUGCUAAAUGGAUUUAUUUCUUAUUUUGGCGGAAAAUAAUAAGACACAAAAUUUCCUCUUUUUUUUCUCCUCCCCUUAUCUAGUUUUAAAAAGAAUUAUAUCCUAUAAAUCCAUUCACAGCAUAAAUUGGGUGACUAAUUGUAGUCUAAAAAUAAUUAUUUUCUAAUGUUUCCCAUGACUUCUUAUGUGAAAUUAUUAUUGUGAUUAUUUUUAACACUAUACAUGACAAAUCCAAACCCUAAUAAUUUGACAAGGUGACAUUUACUGUACACCAUUUGGUACUGAUAGGGAUAAAUACCCUCUGAUGGAAACUCCACUAAAGUCGAGUGACAAAAAUCAGUUUUCCACCCUGCAUUAGUUCAUUACAAAGGCAGAGUGUGAAAUAUUUGCACUUCUUCAAACUUGGACAGGAAGUGUUCGGCUACGGAUUUUAGCCAUUUUAAGAUUGACUGAAACGCAGCUUGUGUCAAAGUAGAGGCCAUUUUGAGGGGAAAAAAUCCCGUUGAUCAGGCUAAAUUCAAAACACAAAGCAAAAGAAUCCUACCAGCCACCUGUCUAGAGAGAAUUAGUCGUAACUUUACUGGAAGCGGAUAUUGAUGACCGAACUAAACCAGUAUCAGGUGGAGCGUUGGCAAGUUUGGCAUAUUUGUUGUAUGUUCUAAUGGGUGUAUGUGUGAAUUUUUGCGAGCGGUGGGUUAAGCUUGACUCCUAAUUCCUUUGAUUUAAUCGGCCGGGUAAAGACAAAGCAGGCCAUUGAAUGGGAAUUGGAGGAGUAGGGGCUGGGGGAACCAGGGCAAUGAGGGGAACCUUACCCAUUGCUGUCUGGCCUGUAGCUUCAUCAGGAUACAAAGAAACUCUCAUAUACUCCCGCCAUAGACUAUAUACAGGCACCUCUCGUGCUAGGCCCUCUGCAUUUGCGUCCAUCUGUUAAAGAAAUGCCGCCAUCCCAAAUGGGAUUAAAAACAUUCCCAUCAGGAAUCAUGAAUACGAGUGAUACAAGCAUAAGUGGGACUCUGACAGUCGGGUGUUGAAAACAGCACAACACAUAAAGUGCACGCGGCCACAACACAGGAGGCAUAAUAUCCUGCAAAUCCGACGAACAUCGCUGUCACCUUAUCAAUUCCAAGUAUUGUUUGUGUAUCUGUCGCCCACUUAAAAAUAAAGAUCGCCUUUUGUAUGUAACUUUGCAGAGUCAGGUGACGAAUAAAGGUCCUGUGAUCUGGAAAAAAGGGCCUGCAUUCGUGAAAGAAGCAAAAAUAGGGAUUUUACUUCAAAAUAACUUUUUGGGUUUUUUUUUGUUCUCUCCAUUCUUGCCAGGGACUUCUCUGGGUCCUCCAGUUUCCUCCAAAAUUCCCCCAAAAUAGACCACUGAAUUGACCAUUUGGUUCUUAUUCUUGUUUGUCUGUGUAUCCUGCAAUAGAUACUUUUCACGUGACGUCAUGAGUCACAUGAAUUUUGUUUAUGACGAACACUGGACAGCAAAACUAGAAUACAACUCGCGUUUUUUAGUGAUCUUUUUGUGAAUAUUGGCUUGCUUAUAAGCGUCUUACGGCCUUUUCAUCAUGGUAUUUCAUUGUGGUUGUAAGAAUGGUCAGAAAAAGGGUUCUGACACUUCAGGCAUUGUUUACCUUUUGCUGGGCAUUCAGCAAAUUUAGUGUGGUAUCCUCCACACUUUUUACAUAUCUUUACCAAGGUCUUUGGGCUGUCAAUAUGCCUACUACAACCCGCAGUGAAACUUUGCUUUCCAUGUUUGCGGUGGAUAACGUGAACCUCGUGGCUGUCGCUAGCCGUAGCCUUUAGCUGCACUUUUGCUAACACGUGGGAGCAGGCAAUGCCGAUCGCUUUUUUCGAGCGCGAGCACCGCCCCCUGACUGUGUAACUUUUCGCGCACAAUCGGUGAGUUGGCAGCGAAAAACUAUGCAGUCUCUGACCAUCUCAUGGCUGUUUGAGUAGUUACAGUCUUCAACCAACAAGUUGAUGUUCUGUCACAAAGUGCUCACAUGACUCACAGUUGCACAUUCUUGUGAAACUUAUAUCUUGCAAAUAUGGGGUUUGCUUUCUGAAUGAGAUCUUCAGAGAAUUUUUUCGUAAUAACUUUUUAGCAACUUAUCUUCAUCUCUGUUUAGUGUCCACGUAUUGCUGACAUCUCGUCCUUUUUCACCGAUCCACAGCAGGAGAAACUGCACUUUUCCUCUUCAGCUCUGUUUUUAAGAGGUCCUGUGAACAUGAGUUCAGCGUGUUGCUUGAAUCUCUGCUAUGGAUCUGUUAAUUAGAUGAGUUCCAGUCCAUCCUCGGGCUUGGAAAACCAAACGUACGCCUCCAUCAUGGUCAAUUUGUCGUCAUGUUCGUUCAUUUUUUUUUCCCCGUUUUUUUUUCCCCGUGAGUCCAUAGUUAUACUACCGUCACUCUGACACUAUGUUAUGAUCUUGCUGUCGUGUUAUUAGGUAAAAAUAAGGUCGACAUGAGUCCAGCUGUACUUUUUAACGUGGGUGAUAUUUAUUUCGCUCCCCCCCAGACAAUCUCUCUAGCUCACUUCUUUGCCGUCCUGUCUCGUCGUGCCCCGCUGACGUCGACACAGUCACAAUCACACCACACUUGCUAUAUACGAGAAGUACUAUAGCUCAAUCUAAUAAUAACGAGAAGAUACGUGCGCUCGAGUUUCACAUGUGGCUUCUUUCUUUAUUCCUCACUCCAGCAGGAGUGCCUCAAUCACCUCUGAUUACAGUGUUCAUUUGUCAAAGGACUUUCAAGAUCAAAAGAUAACCGUAGCCAAAACAUUACAGUAUACACUUAUCGCUUCCUAGCCAUGAUAUGUAGACACAAUCUUGCCGUCCAAAAUAGCAUUGCAAACAAAAAACACGUGGUCAGUGUGACGUCAACGAAAAGUAUCUAUUGACUUGCGACCAGGUCAGGUUGUAGAUGGUCCCUCAUUCAAAGUAAUAAGUGGACAGGCUUUUCUUGACCCAGUUUAGCUAUUCAGGGACGCCCUAUGAUGAGGUUUGUGCACGAGGUUAUUUCCCAGGAGUUCUUGUGUGAUACUUGGAAAAACUUUGCUGCACACUACAUAACAAGACAAAAACAAUAACUUCAACAGUUGCAUUGGUACUUAUACUUAAAAACUUACAUCAAACACACCAGAAGUCACGAAGUUUGGAGUGUAACAAAAAAUACAGGACACCUCAAAAGUCAAACCAUCAUUGAGUGCAAUUAUAACAGCACACUUAAUGCACAAAUUCCUUUUUAGAACAUUUAUUACUCUCAAGAGUAUUGUAUCAAACAUAUUUAUUUUUCGUCUCCAUUCGAUACAGUUCUGUAGAAAAAUAUUUGUCCCCUUUCCCUACUUUAACGUAUAGUAAGUUUCUUUCGGCUUGUCCCUUUCGGGGUCGCCACAGCGUGUCAUCUCAGAUGAACGCACAUAUGUUUGGCACAAUUUUUACGCCGGAUGCCCUUCCUGACGCAACCCUUCUCAGGGAGUGGAGGCCCCAGUGGGAUACGAACCCACAACCCCUGGUUUAUCAAACCAGUGCUCUAACCACUGAGCUACAGGGCCUCACCCUACUUUAACGUAUAAGAUGAUCAAAUUGAAACCGAAUAAUUUCCACAGAGGCCAGUGAUGGAAAACAUCCAAGUUCAGUUGCUGCUGAGGGUGGCCCAACCGUUUUAGGCAGGUACAACUACUUCUCCACAUAGGAGCAGGCUGGGUUUUUUUUUUUCCGUAGUAUUUAAUUUUUUUUUAACCCUCUUAAUAAAUAAAACCAGUUGGAUUUUCUUUCUUAUAUUUAGAUUUCUUUUGUUUUUCUUAAAAUAAAGUGAGGAAACAACAAUUAAAAAAAAAUCAAAAUUUUAGAAGGGGCCAAUACUUUUUUUUUACGACACUGUAUUUACUCAUUAGGGUGUUUUUAAAUGGUUACUAUUCCUCCCUUUUAGUUUUAUAAUACAGUGCGAACUUGUUUUCAUACUUGCGUGGAGGUUAAUGAGGAAAUAUCAUUUUAAACAUUUACAGUUAAUAAAGGUUUUUUAUGAGAGUGUAAGCCUGUAACCCAAUAAAUUCAGAUUAAUGACGUCCUAUGGGAACGUUUGUUUUGAAACGACAACAAUUACAACAACUUGGAAUAGAACCAGUGUCACAUAAUGGAUCGUGUUCAACUCUGGAUGUUCCGCUGCGUCACAAUUGGCUCGGCUUGGCAAUGAAGCUAAUUUGCAUUAUUUUGGGAAUGUGGGAGGAAUCCGGCGUCUACGCCAUCGGAAAGGACUCAAACCCUCACCUCAGAACUGUGAAUGAGGUGUGCCAGCCACUUGGUCACCGUAUCACUGAAUUUACACUUGUUGUUUUUAAAUAUCCAACACAAAACAUUACUGUAGUGUUGUUGAACAUAAAAUUUAGAAAUAAAAUGUUUGAAAACUUGUGAAGGGAUUUGAAGAGCACAAUUUACAAGACAUCAAAAAUAAAAGUACAGCGCUGUUGCUGUUGUGAGAUCAAUGUCCCACAGAGAAUCGGCGAGGUGGGGGCGGGGCGGGGUGGGGUGGGGGGGUCAGUGUGGGGGACGUGUGACUGAAUGACUAAAUGGAAAUAUGACUGAAGACAAAUGCGGCCAAGGCAGCAAGCUAAUGGCGUGCAGUGUAGAUGAGAGAUAUUAGCAGGAUCUUCAGCUGCGGGCGAGCUGAUGGCGUCCUCGCUGCGGUUGGCGCAGCUGAUUGUCACAUGGCCAUGAACGCAACCCACAGACCCCCUCCGGGCACCGUCACCCUCUCAUAUCAAAAGACUUACAGAUGAAAUCAUCACGACCGGCAUAAACUGGAUUCAUUGUGAAAUCAUUGCAAAUAAGAUCACCCCAAAGCUCAUGAUUGUUUCUUGUUUGCUUGUUACUCUUUAGAACUGUACUGACACGCAUGUUGUUUAUGUACACACAUAAACACACACACAUACCAGUAGUUAUAAAGUCCAAACACCCCCAUUCAAAUGGCAGCCUUUUAUGAUAUAAUGUGACCUAGCUAAACUUUUUCCACUGUUGUGACUAGCUUGUAUAAUUCUAUAGACAUUUUUUUUUAAAUAUUUUCAAGAGGGAAAGUACCAUUGAACGACUGAAUGGUGGUUGGACAUGUGUGCACACCCUCUGGAAUGUGCCUGCGUUUAGAAUGAACUUGUGUUAAAUGCAAGUCAGCGCACGGCUGUCACAAUUUGAAACGUCUCCGAUUAAUUUCAAAUGAAGACGUAUUAGAAGGCUCCUGACUUUGCUUUGUGCUUCCAAACAGAAGCCUGGAGGUUUUGUACCAACACUAACUGCUAUUUCAAACUGCCCCAAAGAAUGACGCUGCACUGAAGGCAAGUUCUUCUAAUUAAAGAUGAUAAACAUACAUUUUAGUUUUAUCGGGCCAUGACACAUAACCAGGGUUGGGAGAUUUCAAUUCAGCUAGACAGGUUAUGUGCCGCAUAAAUGGUGGUAAAAGUUUUGAAAUAAUUUAUUCAUCUCAUUUGUUUUAUAUUUUGAAAGCUAUGCUAUUGAACAGGGGUGUGUAGAUAUAUACGUGUAAUUAUGCAUUUUUAUCCAAAAUUGACAAUGCAGUCAAAGCCCGGUAUUACAACAUACACUGACCUAGUUCCUGCGCCCAACCUAUUUUCCCCAAACAAUACAGAGAUUGUCUGUCUGCUUUGUGUUGGUGUUUUCACGGGAAUGUUCUGAGGCAGAAAGCAUCAAACAGUUUACAGCACUCAUUCAGCAAAAUGAGUGCAUCAGCUACCGUACAACUCCUUAAAUGCAGCGAAAGCCCACAUUGACACACGAGGGACGGCUGCACAACACAAGAACUUUCAAAUGUGAGCAUUUUCAUAUUUGGCAUCGAAACACAUGCAAAACAUGAACUGGGCCACGGAAUGCAAAAAUAUCCUGUUUGGCAUUUUCAGAUGACAAGAUAACUAGUGAAGGUCUCGCAAAAGCAACUCGUUUCUUGUUUGUCACUCCUCAUAUCCAUCUCAUGACUAUGUCAACAGCUCCAGGGAUAUUUGGCUAACACAAAAUGGAAUUGUCCAAACACUAAUCACAGUCAACUGUCGUUU
Messenger RNA from Syngnathoides biaculeatus (alligator pipefish), 10028 nucleotides. Its product is annotated as transcription factor Sox-10-like. Lineage: Eukaryota; Metazoa; Chordata; Actinopteri; Syngnathiformes; Syngnathidae. Gene Ontology annotation, biological process: morphogenesis of an epithelium; neural crest cell migration; peripheral nervous system development. The coding region runs from base 469 to 1989 and encodes 506 amino acids. The record is from RefSeq and is a predicted model, not a curated record. Gene Ontology annotation, molecular function: DNA-binding transcription factor activity, RNA polymerase II-specific; RNA polymerase II cis-regulatory region sequence-specific DNA binding. Gene Ontology annotation, cellular component: nucleus. The transcript is spliced from 4 exons.